AACACCGCUAAGCCACGCCCAGAACACGACCGAGCCUCUCCAUUGGAGGGAAGGGCCACUUCCUACAACCAAUCACUUGUCAGAAUUUCUGACUCCACCCAGCAUUCCCAGCCCUGGGAAUAGGUGAUUGGUCAAAGGUGGAAGCGUUCUGGGCUUCUCUCACUUCAUCCUAUUUUUGUUGGCGGAAAUAUGGAGACGCCCCCUCGACUUGGUACUGCAUAUUAAGCACACAGGGAAGACGCCCCCUAACCGGGAACUCCGAUUGGCUAUAGGGGCGUGGCUUGCGGAUCCUCGCUUUCCCGCCGACGGUUGGCCACGUCACGUGACAUGGGCUGGAAGAUGGCGUCUCCCACAGACGGGACGGAUUUGGAAGCAUCUCUGCUAAGUUUUGAGAAACUUGACCGUGCCUCACCAGAUCUUUGGCCAGAACAGCUACCGGGUGUCGCUGAAUUUGCAGCUUCUUUCAAAAGUCCCAUCACAAGCUCUCCACCGAAAUGGAUGGCUGAGAUAGAGCGUGAUGACAUUGAUAUGUUGAAAGAACUGGGGAGCCUCACCACAGCUAACCUGAUGGAGAAGGUACGAGGCCUACAGAACCUGGCCUACCAGCUGGGGCUGGAUGAGUACUCUACAGGCUGUACAUAUACGGAGCAGGCGGGAGGCUAGGGGAGCUGUUUGUGCAUCGCUGCCAGAGAGAUGACAAGGGGAAAAUUCUUGAACAUUCUAGAAAAGCCCAAGAAGUAGCAGCUGCUCAUGGACUGGUGUUCUGAAGACUGUAACAAAGCUCCCUUCUAAAUACGACCCUGAUGCCCACCACGCGCUCUCUUGGGAAAAGCCUGGAGGCUGAGCUUCAGGACUGCCCUCCUCCCCUGCCCCGGCACCCUGCGCUUCUGAGGAGAGAUUGUUAUAACCAAGGAGCAUUGCUGUUUACUGAGUCGGCUUGGUAGCUCUGGCUGUUGGUAACACAGGGGUCCUGUCAUUCUGAAAGGUAUUUCCAGGAGCCCCAGGCUGGUAUGGUUCCUCUGAUUCUGUAAUGGCAAAGUCAGUAGUGACUUGUUGGUUGAAUGGGUUCUGUUGAGUUGUACUUGAUCUCUUAAGCAUUCAUGACGAGGACGUCAGAGACCAACUGUGUUCUGGACCAGACUCUGCAUCCUGACCUGUGAACUCUGCAAGACCUAUUGAUUCUAUGACUUCCAUUCGAGAGGAAACAUUAGAAUCUUGUUGAAAUGCACAUCUGCUUAUUUAAGUCUAUACCUCCAACGACACUCCCGCUCUCAGGACUGCCCUGUCCCCACCUCCAGUCCCACUCGCAGGUCUGACUCCAGACAAGAGGAGCUCUUGCAGUGACUUUCCUGGGAUUAGUUGUAGAGUGAACGGCUCAUGCUGUGCCACUUUGCAUCCUAGACCUCCAGACCAGGAAGAAGGUAACAGAAGGGACUCUGGGUAGUCUGUUAUAUUUGUAAGUAAAAAAGUGGGCGGGCAUGGUUGUGAGAGUCCCCACCUGACUGAAGACAGGAAGCCUGAUUGACUGCUGUACUAGCCAAUGGUAGUGGCAUUUGUCCCCUCCUUCCUCCUCUCAGCCACUUAUCAGAUGCUUUACUUAUAUGAUAAGAACACACCCCAUGAAGUGUGCUUAACUACAACUCUCGCCGAUUUUUUUAUUUUUUUAUUUUUUUUUGCAAAUUGCAUAUGUCUGCUAAAUUCUGAAAAUCUUGCCCAUGGGUAAAAUCGAUUAGACCUAGUCUCUCACAUUUCGAAGAGUACAGCAGGUUCCUUGAACAUUGUAGAAAGAAAAGCUCUGUGGCCAUCGUCCAUUGGGAGUGUGGACACAGGAAAAGUUGUAGUCAAGUUUGUGGUCUUGUCUCUGUUAGGGCACAGUAUUCUUGGGGUCCACAGCAGGUCCCUUGACUGUUUUUGACAUUUGUGUUUAAUGCUAGAAUUGAUGUUGGAUUUUCCCCCUCAUUAAUGGUUUUGAUCAACACAAUUUUACUUUUUUAAAGAAAAAGGCAGUGAAAUAUAUACCACAAAAUAUGAAUAUGAGAAGAAAUAUAUUCUGGGGUACUCCCUACAAGGGCCAAUUGAUUUUAAACUUAAUUCUAUAAUUGACAUUUUUUAAUCUCACUGAAUGCAGUUAAAGUGAGUGUGUAUGCAUGGUGGGAACAAUGCCAUAAUGUCAGUUGUCAUUCUUCACUCUGUUUUUGAGAGUUGAUGACAUCAGGCACUUUUCAGAGUUUGGGGAAAUUGAAAAGUCUGUGGAGAAUACUGAGCUAGCUCCCCCAAACUAAAGCAAGUCUAUAAUAGGAAGCCAGGAGUUGUUGUUUUGAUCUGCUAUGCCUCCUCCUCCUAUCAUCCUAUUCACCAGCACUUAAUUAAUGUAAGUAGAUGUUUUAGACUUGUGCUAUUUAUUGUUUUUGUAUUGUCAUCCUUAGAAAUGUUAAUGGUGUAUUUUUAUAUUGAUAAUAUAAAUUAAUGUAUAGUAUGUAUAUGUAUUUUAUAAUGUUAGAGAAUACUUUGUGUAUAAUGUUGUGUCUCUAUA
Messenger RNA from Mus caroli (Ryukyu mouse), 2533 nucleotides. It is a transcript of the gene Lin52, whose product is annotated as lin-52 DREAM MuvB core complex component. The record is from RefSeq and is a predicted model, not a curated record. Gene Ontology annotation, biological process: regulation of DNA-templated transcription. NCBI's taxonomy places the organism in Eukaryota, Metazoa, Chordata, Mammalia, Rodentia, Muridae. Gene Ontology annotation, cellular component: DRM complex.